Drosophila willistoni is the source of this 947-nucleotide messenger RNA. RefSeq lists its product as uncharacterized. The transcript has 3 exons. Bases 193 to 888 code for a protein of 231 amino acids. Lineage: Eukaryota; Metazoa; Arthropoda; Insecta; Diptera; Drosophilidae. The record is from RefSeq and is a predicted model, not a curated record.
UUUCAUAUAUUCCAAAGCAAUUGUUUGAACAAUAAAUACUCACAUUACCCAUAUUUAUAUACAAUUUGUAUUCGUUUAAGCCAAAUAAUGGUUAUUAAUGUAUUGGUGACUUUUAACUAUAGAAACAGAUACACUAUACGCGGAAUGUUAACGAUUGCAGUUAAUCUAUAGGGUUUCUCUAUUUUUACUGCAAUGGGGAGGUCAGAAAAGAACGGGAGUACACUAACUUUGACGGCCAGUAGCUCGCCUGUAUCCUUGAUUAAACGUCAGCCAAGUAUCAAACGGAUAUCUCGUGGUCUACAACUGAAAAAUGUCGACAAAACCCUUCAAUGCUCUGGUAAAUACAGCAAACAUCUAGUAGGAAAGGCCAAGGCGGAGCAAUCCUUUGAUCCUUUAUUAUAUGCCGAAAAUUUGACUCUCUUAGACCGUAAGAAUAUCUCAAGUGCCUAUGCCGAAUAUGUAAACUCAUUUAAUACCACAAAUGACAAGAGAUAUUUGAAAAAUGAUACAUUUAUUCGUCAAGUAGUUCCACUACGAGAUGUAGCAGGGACAUCUAUAAUGUCAGAGGAUCAAGUUCAAAAAGCACAGACGCUAAAAACACGUCCUUUGUCCUCGGAUUUUUUAUUUAGUGUACUAAAAUGCAGUGACGAUUCCUUAAUUCAAGCGUUGGCUGUACGCGAGAAAUUCAAUGCUAUGAAAAGCAUUUCGACUAUUAUUCAUUCAUUUGCACACGUUAUUCCAAAGGUCUUAAUAUAUCCGGUUAUAUUGAUUAUGCGCAGAGUUUACGUCACUUCAAGUCUGGCGAUUCGCUUGAGGAACGAAAUUGGUUUCACAUAUUUGCUGGUAGUCAGCGCAUUGAACCCUGUAAACAGGAUCUUAGGUUUAUGAAUUGGAAAAGCGGGGAUAUUUAUUAUAAUGAUACAGAUAAUUUUAAAAAUUUACCAUGG